AUGGCGGCAUCCGCGGCGCUGAUCUUGCCUGACAGUCCUAGUAUGAAAAAAGCAGUGUUGCUGAUAAAUGAGCUAGAUAUUGGAAGAUUUCCACGAUUGCUUACCUGAAGUCUUCAAAAACUCCACCUGAAGGCUGAGAGCAGUUUCAGUGAAGAUGAAGAAGAAAAACUUCAAGUUGCAUUUUCUCUAGAGAAACAAGAUCUUCACUUGGUUCUUGAAACCAUAUCAUUUAUUUUAGAACAGGCAGUUUAUCACAAUGUGAAACCAGCAACUUUGCAGCAGCAAUUAGAGAAUAUUCAUCUUGAACAAGACAAAGCAGAAGCAUUUGUCAAUACUUGGUCUUCUAUGGGUCAAGAGACAGUUGAAAAAUUCAGGCAGAGGAUUCUGGCUCCUCACAAGCUGGAGACAAUUGGAUGGCAGCUUAACCUUCAAAUUGCUCAUUCUGCUCAAGCAAAAUUAAAAUCCCCUCAAGCUGUGAUACAACUAGGCGUGAACAGUGAAGAUUCAAAGAACCUGGAGAAAGUUCUUGUGGAAUUCAGUCACAAAGAAUUGUUUGAUUUCUAUAACAAGCUAGAAACUAUACAAGCACAGCUGGAUUCCCUUACGUGAUGUUUUUGAAGACCGGUUUUUCCAUCACACUCCUGCCACCCCAUUAUUUUGCAUUGAAGAGAAAUUACCUCGCUAUGUUUUCUGGAAGAUUCAGUGACUUUCUUUCUUUUAAAUUAGGUGAUUUACCACUUCUUAGACAAAUGAUAACCAAGGAAAAUCAAUGUUAAGAGUUCUGAGGUUCUAAUAUACAGUAUACUUUGUCUAGUUCUGUGAGCAAGUAGCAAAUGUUAGGAACACUUUAGUUUGAAAUAAAUCAAAAGCCAGUCGUAUAUU
Octodon degus (degu) is the source of this 882-nucleotide messenger RNA. Its product is annotated as COMM domain-containing protein 10-like. The transcript has a single exon. The record is from RefSeq and is a predicted model, not a curated record. Lineage: Eukaryota; Metazoa; Chordata; Mammalia; Rodentia; Octodontidae.